AUGCCGCUCAAGAUGGGGCACCUAGCCCAUUCUAUCGAUGUGCGGGUUUCCCGGCCAGAGGGUGAGAUGCCUUGGAUGAUUGAGCGGGCCAUAUUAGCUGCUUUGACACCCCUCCAGACAUCUAUUGAUUCUUUCACGGUGAGAGUAGAGACUUGUGAGAGUCGACAGGGGGUUACUUUCGAGGUUACAACAUUGAAAAUCGAGGUUUCUAAUUUGAGGAAGGAUAUGGACUAUCUAAAGUCCACAGACUUCACUUCACUGUUUGAGUCAAUUGAGGCUCCGGGUGUUUCGGUCAAUUCUGAUAUGCCUCCGGCUACCACCGGAGAUGAGCCUAUGGAUGAUGUGGUUGCUCAUGAGUCUGAGGCAGAGACAAAUGAGGAACAACUUGAUGCGUAG
Solanum stenotomum is the source of this 396-nucleotide messenger RNA. RefSeq lists its product as uncharacterized. The coding region runs from base 1 to 396 and encodes 131 amino acids. NCBI's taxonomy places the organism in Eukaryota, Viridiplantae, Streptophyta, Magnoliopsida, Solanales, Solanaceae. The record is from RefSeq and is a predicted model, not a curated record. The transcript has a single exon.